AGUAAAGCCUUCGUCUCACUUCAAUUAAAAAGACAAAAGAGAAAAAAACAGCUUCCUUCUAACACCAAAAGCCCCCGGGUCAAAAAAAAAAAAAAAAGAAAAAAAACCCAAUUCUUCAAAAAUCCUGGAUUUUUGUUUGUUCCAUUCACUGUUGGUGACUUGAUGGGUCGUGACUCAGCAACCUCGUUAGCUCCCGGCUUCCGGUUCCACCCCACCGACGAAGAACUCGUUCGUUACUAUCUAAAACGGAAAAUCUUGAACAGGCCUUCCUUUGAUGCCAUUUCUGUUAUCGAUAUUUAUAGAUCCGAGCCUUGGGAUCUCCCUGAUAAGUCAAAGCUGAAGAGCAGGGACUUGGAGUGGUACUUUUUCAGUGCACUGGACAAGAAAUAUGGAAAUGGGUCGAGGACCAAUAGGGCAACUGAGAGAGGCUACUGGAAGACAACUGGAAAGGACCGUGCAAUUCGCUUUAGGGAAAGAGUGGUUGGCAUGAAGAAAACUCUUGUUUACCAUAAAGGUCGUGCCCCACGUGGCGAAAGGACUAACUGGGUAAUGCACGAGUACCGUCUUACUGAUGAGACAUUGGAGAAAGGUGGAAUUCAACAGGAUGCUUUUGUAUUGUGUAGGGUGUUUCAGAAGAGCGGGUCUGGGCCAAAGAAUGGGGAGCAGUAUGGGGCACCUUUUAUUGAAGAAGAAUGGGAGGAUGAUGAGGCAGUUUUUGUGCCUGGUCAACAAGAUGCAUCUGCCCAUGAAGAGGCUGCCAACGAAGAUGCUUUUGUUGAAGUGAAUGAUAUUGAUCAGAAUCUUGACAUUGGCAAUCCAUCUGAAAGCAAUAUCCUUCCGUUGAAUGGCUAUUGUGGGGAAUCAAGCAACCAUGUGGAACAUUCAAGGGAGUUCAGUGAAGACGAUCAAAACCUGCAAAACAGUAUGCAUGAGAAUGCAUUCCUCCCUUCCAGUUUCUAUUAUGGCGAAUCAAGCAACUGUGGUGAACAUUCAAUUGAGUUCAAAGAAGAUUAUCAGAAGCCUAUUCGCAUGCAUGCCACUGAAGGUGAUUCAAAGCCACAUCAUGAGCUUGUAGUCGCUGAUUCACCUGAGCAAAAUCUGAUAGCUACAAAUGGAAAACCAGUUAAGGAUGAAUAUGUGCUCGAACCAAUUGAAAACAUCACUUCCGCGAACUAUGUGCUUGGAAACCCAUACCUGGAUCAUACUAGUUAUCUUCCAACCAAUGAUGAACUUUUCUUGGAAGCUAAUGAUUUUUCAAACCCCAUUUACCCAGAAUCUGAACUUUUUGACAUCAAUGAGUAUCUUUUAUUCUAUGAUGCUGAUGAUCAGUCUUUGGCCUUUGAUUGUGAUGAAAUUGUGGGAAGUGAGAUUCCUGUUUCUGACCAAGAACCUCUUACUGAAACGCAUACAAAUGAAGGAACUGAACAAGACCUUAAUGCUAGUGAACAUGUUGAAGAACAUGGCAAUAGUGAUGCAUCCUCUUCAAAGCAAGAGCUGGAGGCCACAGAAUUUGAUCUUGGUACCAAGUAUCCAUUUAUGAAACGGGCUAGUCACAUGUUGGGUAGCCUCCCUGCUCCUCCUGCAUUUGCCUCAGAGUUCCCUCCAAAAGAUGCUGCGAUCAAGCUAAAUUCGGCGUCACAUGCUUCCAGUUCUGUUCAUGUUAUGGCUGGCAUGAUAAGAAUAACAGACACAACUUCUUCUGGCAACCGGUUGGACUGGUCAUAUGGCAAAAAUGGGAAUCUCAACAUUGUUCUCUCUUUUAGCUUGCCACAAGGUGAUAUAGACUCUUCCAGUUUUCUGCCGAUGGCUAGCCUACUAUCCGGCAAGACGGGGCCUGUUUCGGCAAGAGGGUGGUUCUUCUUGAUGUUAUUUUCGGUCCUAAUUAUUUCUGCGAGUGUAAAGAUUGGGACCUGCUUUUGCACGAGGUAUGGGCUAUGAUUCACUCCACACAUGAACUGAUUACAAAUGUUGGGUAAUAUAUUAGUUACCACUACAGGUUGACUAGGAUGGUAGACCAGGCAAUGUUUCCUCAUUUAUUUUGUUCCUUUUUCUUUUUUAUUUUUAUGAUGAUUGCCGAAACAGAAAUCAUAAGCUAUAUAGAUUUAUCUUCUCAUUACAGUCCUUCAAGAAUGGUUCACCCUAUAAAGUUGCAAGGUACAUCAUAAUGGACAAUAAAGUUCUGGGUUUGUAAGCUAUUAUACAACAAUUGCUUGGUUGCUUCA
Molecule: messenger RNA, 2222 nt
Organism: Gossypium raimondii (Peruvian cotton)
Lineage: Eukaryota; Viridiplantae; Streptophyta; Magnoliopsida; Malvales; Malvaceae
Product: NAC domain-containing protein 53
Exons: 6
Coding region: 163-1938 (591 amino acids)
Biological process (GO): regulation of DNA-templated transcription
Molecular function (GO): DNA binding
Source: RefSeq, a predicted model, not a curated record